GGCGGUCCAUUCAAAGGAAAGAGGAAGAGCAACCAGGAAGAGCGCUCGCAGCGAAGUCCCGCCUCCACUUCCGGGAAGAAACAGACCUGAGGCGCCCUAAUUGAUUCGGCCGCGGACGGGCUCGGACCCAGGAGGACGGGCGAGCCCGGCGGAGGAAGGAAGGAAGGAAGGAGGCGCCGCCCGAGAGGAGAGGAGGCCCCGCGGAGCAGCCCCGGGAGGAGACGGCGGGAAGGCCCGGCAGGGAUGAGCCGAGGGGGACUCCGGGAAAGGAGGCCGCCCGGAGGGAAAAGCGGGGAGCAGAAAACGGGCGGAUACACCAAGACGCGCCUGAAGGGCGGAGGGUCCUCCAGAAGAGGCGAGAGACUCAGAAAACGCCACAGAAUCCCGGAGGGAGGAAAGAAAUAUCAGUGCCCAGAAUGUGGAAAAUCCUUCAAAGCAAAUGAAGCUUUUAAAAAGCAUCUAAGAAUCCACACUGGGGAGAGACCGUAUGGAUGCCCCGAGUGUGGAAAGAGCUUCAGUCUGAGGGGGAACCUUUAUAAACAUCAAAGGAUCCACACUGGAGAGAAACAGCAUAAAUGCCUGGAGUGUGGAAAGAGCUUCAGUCGGAGGGGCACCCUUUAUAUACAUCAAAGGAUCCACACAGGAGAAAAACCGUAUAAAUGCCCGGAAUGUGGAAAGAGCUUCAAUCUGAGGAGCACCCUUUAUAGACAUCAAAGGCUUCAUACAGGAGAAAAACCACAUAAAUGUCUGGAGUGUGGAAAGAGCUUCAUUCAGCCGGGAAAACUUCAUGCACAUCAAAGAAUCCACACUGGAGAAAAACCAUUUAAAUGCCUGGAGUGUGGAAAGACCUUCGCUCUGAACGGCACCCUUUAUAAACAUCAAAGAAUCCACACAGGAGAAAAACCGUAUAAAUGCCUGAAGUGUGGAAAGUGCUUCAGUGUGAAGGGAAACCUUUAUAAACAUGAAAGGAUCCACACUGGAGAGAAACCAUUUAAAUGCCUGGAGUGUGAAAAGAGUUUCAAUAGUAGAGGAUGUCUUGAGAGACAUCAAAGAUUUCACACUGGUGAAAAACCAUAUGAAUGCUUGGAGUGUGGAAAGAACUUUACUCUGGGUGAACAGCUCCGUAGACAUCAGUGGAUUCACAGAGGAGAAAAACCUUACAAAUGUCUGGUGUGUGGAAAGAACUACAGUGAGAGAAGCAGCUUUUUGGUACAUCAAAGAAUCCACACAGGAGAGAGACCGUAUAAAUGCCUGCAGUGUGAAAAGAGCUUCAGACGGAACAGCAACCUUACUGAACAUCAAAAAAUCCACUCAGGAGAGAGACAACUACAUAAAUGCCUGGAGUGUGGAAAGACCUUCAGUCACAGGAGCUGCUUAUUUGUACAUCAAAAAAACCAUUCAGGAGAAAAACCUUAUAAAUGCCUGAACUGUGGAAAGAGCUUCAGUCUGAGGGGUACCCUUCAUAGACAUAAUAAAAUCCACUCUGGAGAAAAAUUGUAUAAAUGCCUGGAGUGUGGAAAGAGCUUCAGUCAGAAGAGCAGUGUUUAUAGACAUCAAAUAAUCCACUCAGGAGAAAAACCAUUUAAAUGCCUGGAGUGUGGAAAGAGUUUCAAUACUAGAGGAAGUCUCAAUAAACAUGAAAGGAUUCACACGGGAGAAAAACCAUAUGAAUGUUUGGAGUGUGGAAAGAGCUUUACUCUGGGUGAACAGCUCCGUAGACAUCAAAAGAUUCACAAAGGAGAAAAAGCAUAUAAAUGCCUGGAGUGUGGAAAGAGCUUCAAUGAGAGCUGCAGCCUUGAUAAACAUCAAAGAAUCCACUCAGGAGAAAAACCUUAUAAAUGCCUGGAGUGUGGAAAGGGCUUCGUUUGGAAGAGCAGCCUUUUUAGACAUCAAAAAAUCCACUAAGGAGAAAAACAAUAUUAGUGCCUGGAGUGUGGAAAGAGCUUUAUUUGAUGGUGGAAACCUCCCUAAACAAGAAAGGAUCCACACUGGAGAAAAAGCUUAUAAAUGCCUGGAGUACGGAAAGAGCUUCAGUCAGAAUGGAAAACAUUAUAAACAUUAAAAACAAAUCACUUAGCCCUGAAAAUGCCUGGAAUGUGGAAAGAGCCUGAAUGAGAUGAGCAACCUUUAUCUACAUCAGUGGUUCUCAAUCUUUCUAAUGCCGCGACCCCAUAAUACAAUUCCCCAUGUUGUGGUGACCCCCAACCACUUAUACAUCACUGGGUGCCAGGGGCAUGGCCAAAGAAAAGGGGGA
Molecule: messenger RNA, 2254 nt
Organism: Crotalus tigris (Tiger rattlesnake)
Lineage: Eukaryota; Metazoa; Chordata; Lepidosauria; Squamata; Viperidae
Product: zinc finger protein 665-like
Exons: 2
Coding region: 244-1905 (553 amino acids)
Biological process (GO): regulation of transcription by RNA polymerase II
Molecular function (GO): DNA-binding transcription factor activity, RNA polymerase II-specific; RNA polymerase II cis-regulatory region sequence-specific DNA binding
Source: RefSeq, a predicted model, not a curated record